This is a messenger RNA of Colletotrichum phormii, 1665 nucleotides long. RefSeq lists its product as uncharacterized. The coding region runs from base 1 to 1665 and encodes 554 amino acids. The transcript is spliced from 7 exons. NCBI's taxonomy places the organism in Eukaryota, Fungi, Ascomycota, Sordariomycetes, Glomerellales, Glomerellaceae. The record is from RefSeq and is a predicted model, not a curated record.
AUGGUCGAGCUGUGUUACAGAGAUCCUAUCAGCACCGAGCAGAAAAAUCCCAAAAACAUUGAAGUUAUCAAUCAAUGGGCAUCGGAGUUGAACUUCAACUCCGACACCGAGAAGACACCGUCCACGUUGCUUUAUCGCGGUCUUCAAGAUGAAGCUUUUUGGGGCUACAACAUACCAGCCGCCACUGAUGAAGAAGCCCUCAAAUGGUUUAAGCUGCUUCUCAUCGAUGCAAAAAAUCUUUCUCCUGACCUGCAGAACUCACGUCAGAUAGCCACUGCCAAAAGACUUCUAGACGAUGCAAACAGGGAUACAGUGGAGGCUGUGAGCAGCUAUCUUCGUCGCCUAUGGAAUCAUGCCAUCGACCACAUCGGUCAGUCGACAGGAAUAGGCCUCAUGAAGCUUUGCAAAUUUCAUGUGGUUAUAACUCUUCCAGCAAUUUGGCCUGAAUACUCUAAAGCACGUAUGAAGCGCGCGGUGGAGAAUGCUGGGAUCCUAGAAACUCGUCCGGCAGGUGACACCGUCUUAUCAUUCAUCUCGGAAGCCGAGGCCGCUGCUUUGGCUACGAUGGAAGAUCUUAAGAACCGCCCUGAUAUUCAGGAUGGUGAUUAUUUCGUUGUCUGCGAUGCUGGGGGCGGCACAGUCGACCUUAUGGCCUAUGAGGUUGUAGGUACCAGCCCCGUGGCUGUGAAGGAAGUGGUAAAGGUAAACGGCAGGCGUUGCGGUGGCGUAUUCCUUGACCAAGCCUUCGUCGAGCUGUUGAGUCACCAGCUAAGCCCAGGCAUGUGGGACGCGAUGUCCAAAGAUGAGGUGAAGAGGCUUCUAAAUGACAAUUGGGAGCAUGGCAUCAAAAAGCAAUUUUACGGCCAACAGAAAGAUUGGGUUGUGACUAUGCCCCAAAGUCGUCAACAGAAGAGUCACAGCAGCACCUUUCGAAGAGGGACCCUGAUACUUAGCCAUGCGGACUUGGACCUCGUAUUGGUCGGAGAGCAGAUCCAUCAAAUCGAAGAAAAGCAUCAUAGGAAACCAAAGUACAUCAUUCUUGUAGGGGGCUUUGGUCGCUGCCCCUACCUCUACACACAUCUUGCUCGAGAACUUGCCACCAGUGACACACAAGUUCUACAAGCGCAAGGAUCGAGACCUUGGAGUGCCGUAUGCCGAGGCGCUGUGCUGCGAGGACUUGCGUGUCAGAACGAAGUACCAAGUCACGCCCAGGCAAUAAAGUCUAGGAUUGCAGGACUCAAUUAUGGUCAAAGUCACUUUAAGAAUUACGACCCCCAAGUCCAUCUGAAGAUUGAUAGGGUGUGGGACGUGCAAGAGAUGAAUUGGAAGGCAGACAACGAGAUGAAGUGCACAGACAUUUGCGAGACCAAGGCCCUUCGCCAUGGCUACUACCGUCUUUACGACAAACCUCCUAGCGAAAUCGUCGAAAGACUUUGCUACUCUGCCUCAUCGCCGGCACCUACGCGCAAAGACUCAGACGUCAAGGAAUUAUGCACAAUCACUUGGAACAGGAAAAUUGAUUUCGAGUCUCUACCUACCUUUACCAAUCCCGUUGGCAAGGUUUUCUAUAGACUGGAGUGGGAAGUAGAGAUGUCCUGUGAGGUUUUCCACAACGGCAAACGGGUGGCUGCGAAGAACGUUCUAGUUGAUUUUGAAAUGGAAUGA